AUGCCACAGGCUGAUGCCCUACAGGCCUCACACGGUGCGCCGAGCUAUGUGCGCAGGCAUACGCCGCAAAUUUCCAUAUCCGACGACAACCACCACGUCACAGAGGCCAUCGGAGGCAUGUACGGCGGCGACGACGAUGAUUACCUGACGCCCUCGAACCGCAACUCGCGACCGCUCAGCUUCGUCGGAUCCGCCAUAGAGGCCUACCAACUCGCNCCCUCGUAUCUCGAUACUAAGCGCUCCUCACCGCCCCGAUCCCCGCUUCAGCAGACUGGUAGCAACGAGAAACUGCCCUCGUCCGACACGGCCUCGCGCAAGGGCAGUCUCGGCUCCGAGAACCUCCCUCUGGACUCGUCUUCNCCGCCCACGUUAUCCAGGAAGUCAUCGUCAUCAGCCGAGACGGCAGUACAGCAGUUUCCNCUGAACGAUAUUGACUAUGAGUCGAGUCCUGCCGCCGUGGCUCAAGAGCUCAACAACCUUCAAGCCAUCCGCCGCAUGUCCAUGAGUGUCGACAACGCAGACCCCGACCUACCUAGUUUUGGAUCCUCCGCUCCGACUUCACCAGAAGCGGUCGAUGAAGAUGAAGCCUCGCGCUUGUUCUGGGUCCCAGCGCGCCUACAUCCCGAGCUUGCUCCCAAGGAAUUCAAGACAUUUGUCGAAGACCGCGUCGAUCGCAUAAGAAAGCGCUCUGGGUCUGGUGACUCGCUGAUGCCUGGUGUGGAAAGGUCGAAUUCUGGUAGUAGUCUCACAAGGAAGAAGAGCAUGCUUUCACGCCAGAUCGAUUCGUCCAGNGGAUAUGAAGAUGGUGCCGAACGCUUGCAGCGGAAGCGAUCAGAGGGGGAACAAUCACAGAUAUCACCGACAGCCGAAAAUUUGCAAGAGCUGGAAGGUCUGGUCAACAACGUCAGUCUAGACUCUGCCAGGAACAGUCUUGAUUCGGGCGUACAGAUGGCCGAUGCCCCGGUUCUGCCUGCUCCAGGUCCUGCGCUCAAGCGGUCUACAAGAACGUAUAUGCGCAAAGAUCGUGCACCUUUCUCAAGACGUGGCCACAGCCGCCAACCUGACAGCAGGCAAUCCGAGUCCGAUGGUGAAGGAAGCCGAGCUCCCUCGCCCGCUUUGUCAAUGCGAGAGCCUCCUUCCCCAGGUAUCAACCGUGUACAGACUGAGCCUGCAUUAGCUCGUGAUGCCGUUGCUGGUGCUGGACGCCUGUCCUCUGCUUCUUCAGAAGAUUUGAUCCAACAUAAGACGAAGGCUAGCCAAGCCAAAGAUAGCACUCCUCCUCAGAACGCUGUCCCCGCCACAACUUUCCAUUCACGGAUUGCUACCAAUGGUCGGACUACUGCUCCUAUCCCUGGUGUUAGCAGUCCGAUCCCACACAUAGUCGAGACGCCUCCUGUGACCAACAGCUUUACUGUUCCGGAACGNAAAAUCAUCACACAUCCCACCCUCUACCCCGCUACCAACCCAGCAGCAUUCGACCCUGCUCCUCCUUCACAUGGGCCAGCGCAACAUCAUGCCCCUCCUCGUGCUCGUCCGAGUGCUAGAGGCGCUCACUCCCGUCCGUCCAUGAUUCACUCCAACUCGGCUCGCUCCACCAAGUCCACUCUAGAAGACAUAUCCUCCCACCCAUCACCUCUGCCUGGAAGCGGGAACACGCGGACCGAUGCUCUCACCAUGGUACCAACAUACGAAGAGAAGAAAGUCGAGAAGAAGGACAGCCGCAAAACAAGCUGGAACUGGCUCCUCGGUAGCGAGGAGAAGGACAAGGAGAAGGAGCGUAGGACAGAAGAUAAAGAGCGAGAGAAGGAGGCGUCCAAGAAGUUGAAGGCUGCCGCCAAGCAACAUCCAAAGACUGCAGAGAAGACUCGCCUGGACGUGCUGCAGUCGUCCAUCGAUGGCAAUGCCACGAUUCCCAAAGGUCGAGAGUCAUUGGUUCUUGAUCGCGAGAGCUUCAAGCUCGACGAAGAGCGUAAGAAGGAGAGCUCGCGGAAAUCCGCCGAUGGCAGAAAAGACAAGGAUUCGGGCAUCCUGUCCGCCAUCUUUGGAGGUGGUAAGCGAUCAAAAGAGCACAAGCAACAAUCUCAAGCGCCAAAAGAAUCUCUCCGGGCACCUUCUCCAGAGCCGGUUUCAAGGAUACUUCGGCCGGACAUUGAUUACAACUGGACGCGAUUUAGCAUCUUGGAAGAACGUGCUAUCUACCGAAUGGCGCACAUGAAGCUCGCCAACCCUAGGAGGCCACUACACAGCCAAGUGCUGCUGUCGAACUUCAUGUACAGCUAUCUCGCCAAAGUACAGAUGUAUCACCCUCAGAGCUCGGUCCCAACAGCACAGAAAACGGCACAGGCCAAACAGCAGCAACAGAUGCAACAGCAACAACAUCAGCAACAGCACCAUGACGACGCUGAAGCGGAUGAUAAGGUUCGUGAACGCAGAGAGUCAGUGACAGACCAACGACUAACAUUCUUGUAG
Aureobasidium vineae is the source of this 2469-nucleotide messenger RNA. NCBI's taxonomy places the organism in Eukaryota, Fungi, Ascomycota, Dothideomycetes, Dothideales, Saccotheciaceae. The record is from the annotation of a GenBank genome assembly.